Messenger RNA from Coffea eugenioides, 2724 nucleotides. RefSeq lists its product as uncharacterized. The coding region runs from base 1 to 2724 and encodes 907 amino acids. Gene Ontology annotation, molecular function: RNA-DNA hybrid ribonuclease activity; nucleic acid binding. The transcript has 5 exons. NCBI's taxonomy places the organism in Eukaryota, Viridiplantae, Streptophyta, Magnoliopsida, Gentianales, Rubiaceae. The record is from RefSeq and is a predicted model, not a curated record.
AUGAUGUCAACACUCCUGACAGCACCCAGGACCAGUGCUUUAUCUGAAAAGCACUGGGUGAUCUUAAUGACUACUGCACAGGACUCCCCGUCAUCCUGCCCAGGCGGCUACAGUGUCAGAGUCAGGCCUCCUGGCAGGGAACAGAGCUGUAAUAUCAGGAUAUGGGCCCGUCCUGUGAGGCAGAAGCGAAGGCAUUUCGGCCCUGAACGCAGCAAGGCCAUCUCCGAUGAGGUUGACAAACUCUUGCCCGCCAAGAUGAUUCAUGAGGUCCAAUACCCCACCUGGGUGUCCAACCCGGUUAUGGUAAAAAAGGACGCCGGUGGAUGGAGAAUGUGUGUGGACUUCACCGAUCUCAACAAGACAUGCCCCAAACACUGCUACCCGCUGCCGAGAAUAGACGCCCUCGUCGAUUCGGCAAUGGGGCAUGAGAUCCUCUGCUUCCUAGACGCCUUCAAAGAUGUGAGGGAGGUCUUCAGCGUCCUGCGGGACUCGAGGAUGAAGUUAAACCCCAAGAAAUGCGUCUUCGGCGUCACCUCAGGAAAAUUCUUGGGGUAUCUGGUUUCCCACCGGGGAAUCGAGGCCAACCCCGACAAGGUCAAGGCCAUUCAGGACAUGUCUCCACCUCGGAACAUCCGAGAAGUCCAAAGACUAAACGGACGCCUGGCCGCGCUGAACCGCUUCCUGUCCCAAUCUGCUGAGAAGGCCUUGCCUUUCUUUAAAGUGUUGAAGAAGGCUGACCAAUUUGCCUGGACUGAAGAAUGCCAGGCCGUCUUCGACAAUUUGAAACAGUAUCUGCAUCACCUACCCACUCUCGCUUCACCUCGGCCUGAGGAGAAGCUGUACCUCUAUCUCUCCGCCGCUGACGAAGCUGUCAGUGUGGUGCUCAUCCGAGAUGAGGGCACCCAAGUGCCGGUCUACUACGUUAGCCGAGCUCUCCGUGGGCCGGAGACUCGGUACACCCAGGUGGAGAAACUCGUGCUAGGGUUGAUCCACGCGGCUCGGAGGCUGAAGCCCUACUUCCUAACUCAUCCCAUCUGCGUCAGGACAGACCAGUCUAUCCGACAGAUACUGGUGCGUCCCGAGGAUUCCGGGCGCCUCACCAAAUGGGCUGUCGAGUUAGGGGAGUACGACCUGUCGUAUGAGCCGCGCACCGCCAUAAAAGCUCAGGCUUUAGCCGACUUUCUUGCCGAGCUCACCUUCGUGGAAGGCCAAGAAUCCACCUCCGCCAUUGCCGAAGUUCCCACCUCACACUCGUGGACAUUGUACGUGGAUGGAUCCUCCAAUGGGGAUGGCAGUGGAGCAGGACUGCUCCUAGAGGGCCCUCAGGGAGAAGUCUGCGCAUAUGCUCUCCGUUUUGGCUUCCCGGCUACCAAUAAUGAGGCCGAAUAUGAGGCCUUGAUCGCGGGACUCCAGCUAGCCCGCAGGCUCGGUGCCCAGCGGAUCCACGUCCGUAGUGACUCCCAACUUGUCGUCUGCCAAGUUCUUGGUGAAUAUGAGGCCAAGGAUGAGACCAUGCAGCGGUAUCUCUCCAAGGUCCACCAACUCACCGCGUAUUUCGAGUCUUUCGAAAUCCAAAGAAUCCCACGCUCCCAGAAUAGGCGUGCUGACGCCUUAUCUCGGCUGGCUUCCACCUCGUUCUCUGAGCUCAACAAGACUGUUUUAGUGGAGGUGCUGAGCGAGCCGGGAUACGUGGAAGAGGUGGCCUGUCCCGUGCACUCGGAAGAUAUUUGGAUGAGCCCGUUCAUCCUUUUCUUAGGGCAAGGGAUCCUCCCUGGGGAUCUAGCCGAAGCGAGAAGAAUACAACGCAAAGCUGCUCGGUACGCCCUCCGCGACGGAGAACUGUACAAACGCUCCUAUCUCGGCCCGUGGCUGAGGUGCGUUGUGCCCGAGGAAGGACGCCAGAUCCUCCGUGAGAUACACGAAUGCAUAUGUGGGGCCCACAUCGGCCACCGGAUGUUGGCCAAGAAGACACUGCUUCUUGGGUAUUUCUGGUCUUCCGUUCGACAAGAUGCCCAAAAUCUUGUUCUCGGCUGUCCAUCCUGUCAAGUCCACGCCCCCGAGCACCACCAGCCCUCAAACUUCAUGGUUCCAAUCACCUCACCAUGGCCGUUUGAGCAGUGGGGGACAGACAUCAUUGGUCCUUUCCCUAAAGCGGUCGGGGGUUAUACCUUUCUGGUGACCGCUGUGGACUACUUCACUAAGUCAUCAUCUAGGACAAUGGGAGGCAGUUUGCCGAGAACCCAUUUAAGACCUGGUGCGAAAACCUCGACAUCAAGCAACACUUCACUUCGAUCAGCCACGCAAGAGACCCCGUUCUCCUUGACCUAUGGAGCCGAGGCUGUCAUCCCGGCUGAGAUCCUUACGCCCAGUCCUCGGCUGGCGGCUUAUGUAGCCGAGGUGAAUCAAGAAGAAAGGCAGUUGGAUCUCGACCUCGUCAACGAAAGAAGGGACAUUGCCUCAGCUCGGGUAGCUUCCUACAAGAACACCCUGGCCCACUAUUAUAAUGUCCGCGUCAAACAUCGGCGAUUCCUGCCAGGGGACUUGGUGCUCAGAAAAAACCCAGUCAGCCGAGCUGAACCGCAAGGAAAAUUAUGCCCGAAGUGGGAAGGUCCCUACCGAGUUGUGGAAUCUAACCUUAGUGGGUAUUGUAAAUUGAGCUACCGAGAUGGCUCUCUAGUGCCGAGGACUUGGAACGCCGAGAACCUUAGAUUGUAUUAUGCUUGA